UGACGUAUGUUUUAACUCGAAUACGGUUGGCUGACGGACUUCCGCAUGUUGUCGCGCAGUGAAAAGCAUGGCAGCGGAGUUGUGGAACAGAGUAAACAUUCCCUUUCCCAGCGCUGUUUCCAGUGUCCGUGUACACUUCAGACAAAUUACAGAUGUAAGUGUUAAAACCCUGCUGGUGGAAAACGAGAGGGUGCUGAGGCUGCUCCGGAGUGAGAUCCUUCAGACGGAGGUACGAGUCCUGUACGAGCUGCUGUACAUCCUCAACAACAGCUUCAGAGGCAACAAGACCUACAAGGGCUUACAGCAGGUUGAACAAUGUAUGAACAGGCUGAAGAGCAUGAAGCUUGACGUUGCUCUUCAGGAGCUGACAGAUCUGUGUCCCAAUAGAAUUCAAAGAGGACUGAGCAUCAAGGCUGGUGAGGGUGAUGUUCCCAGUCAGCCCUUCCUCGAGUGGAUCAGUCUCAAAGUGCUGGGAGGCGCCCAGCUGAUGAGCUGCACAUUGGGUCGCUGCAGCAGAGCUUUCAUACUCUCAAAGCAGCAGAUGAAAUGCGACGAGUUUAUAAUCUUGAAUGUGGUGAUUACCAGCAUGCUCAGUCGUCUCUGGGUGAUUUGCCGUGGCAUCCUGGUCAGCCUUUCCGCUAUGUAUCAGAAGCUCCUGAAGUUGCUCAGAGAGGUUGCCGACGCUCAGCCCAUGCCCUUCCUCAAAGACAUCUCUCUGCCAGCAGACAUGACACAGUUCCUCGGUCCCUCAGAUGCAUCUUUACUGACCAAAAAGUCAGCACACAUUCCUCAUGCCAAAGAGCACAAGGAGAAGAGGAGGAAGAAAUCAUCUGUUGAAGUCAAGAACCAGGCACAGACGAAGAAGGUGAAAGAGGACCUGGGUGUAGCUAUUGAAAGAGGUAUAGAUUUUGACACUGACACUGACCUGAAGCCUUUUCUAAUGGCUUUCAAGAACUUUACAAAGGACAAAUGCGUUCAACGAUGGAAGAAAAACAGUGACAAGAUGCAAAAGUUCCAGAAACAAAUGAGAGAGGCGACUUCUUUCACAGACAUGGAUACCCAUUUAGAGGAAAUGAUCGUAUGGUGCAAAUCUAAGAAGAUGAAAAAGGAAAAAAGUCUCUUGACCUUCCUGCGUUUAAAGUGCCAGAGGAUGAAAUGCUUAGAGGGAGAGGGUUACAAUGUCCAGAGGAAAUUGCAGACCUUCAGAGAGGAAACUCGCUGGGCUUCAUCUCCUCAAGGAUCAGUGCCGAGAAGCUGUCGGUCUUCGGCUGCGACGAGGAGGAACGCUCACCUGAGAACUCGUUUUCAUUCGCUCAGGAGCAGAUUCAGGUCUUCAGCGGUGAGAGCCGGGGUCAAAAAGAAACAGCGGAGGAGACAAAGAGAGAAGGCUGAGCCCUCUGUGUCCGGACUGUCAGCGGACGACCAAAGAAACAGGACAACACACAAGCCGACGUCUCGGACUGUUGACGGUGAUGACAUAGAUGAUAUAUUUGCAUCUGUGGGGUUGUGACACUAUGGAAUUGGACACAUCCAAGGACACAAAUUAUUGUCUGCUGACACAUUUGUCUUCGUCUUGACAGUUGGAUGGUAUUUAAUGUGUAACUUCAAUGUGUAAACUGAUGAUUGGAUUAUGGAAGCAACAGCUGAUUUUGCAGUAUGCUACUAUAUUAACUAUAUAACGAGCUGAGAAGCCUUGUUUCACUGACCUCUGCUGGUUUAAAGUUUAGAACUUUAAAGAUGACAAUGCUUCUACAGUGUAAUUUUUUUUUCCGUUUUAUUGGAUAGAUCAGUACAGAGGCAGACGGUGAACAGUGAGAGAAAAAGAUAUUCUUUAAUGAAUGAGAAAAAGAUAUUCUUUAAUGAUUUGCCCUACAGAGAGGGCAAAUUAUUAAAGAAUGAAAAUUCAGUCACUGUAUACUCACCCCUGUAAGGAUUUAAAGAUGGGUGAAGCUUUGUAUUCCACUAAGCAUUUCUUGAGCUUCACAGCAAAACAUGACUACGAACACCUGAAGUGGAUGGAGACUUAAAAAUGUAAAAUAAAAUAAAAAAUAAAAUAAAAUAAUAAAAUGGCAUAAUCCAAGUCUCAGGAAGCCCACAGAUCCCAAACUGAUUUGAUAAGAUGUAAUCUAUCUUUUAUAGCUAAAAUACGUAUCUACUGAGCUCAAAGCACUGGCACACAUCCUGUCUGAGUUGAGUGAACAAGCUUUACCAGUGCAUCAAGGGUUUAAAUAACUGCUUUCCUAGUCAGUUCUGGCUGGGCUUCCUGAGAUUUUGAUCUUAUCACAUCUUAUCAAAUCAGUUUGGGAUCUAGACUUGGAUUAUGCCAUUUUGUGUUUUGUUGCAAUGCUGUUUUGCUGUGAGGCUUCGCCUGACUUUUCAUCCGAGUAAAGUAGAUAAUUGAAUUAACUGAAUUUUAAUCUUUGGGUGAACUUAUCCUUUAAUAUUUUAGAAAUGUGGCAAAAUAAGCACAUCUUUCCAGGCGCUGUUAACUUUGACACAAGCGCUCUGAACUUUGGGACAUAUAGAGUACAUGUGCAAAUGAUCCAAAGAGUGACUGUUUGUAGGAAUAUGACACACUGAAUAAUUAUUUAAACUAUUUUACUGAUGUGUCAAAUGAGGGAUGAAUUACUUCAUUAUGGAAUUAGAUGAGCUUUUACCGUCCCUGCACAGUUAAGCCAGAGUUUUCUGCUUCUAAACAACAAAUGAGGCUUGCAACUAAAUAAAAUCAGUUUGGUGAACCAUGACA
Messenger RNA from Acanthopagrus latus (yellowfin seabream), 2746 nucleotides. RefSeq names its product nucleolus and neural progenitor protein (gene rmp64). Gene Ontology annotation, cellular component: nucleus. The record is from RefSeq and is a predicted model, not a curated record. Lineage: Eukaryota; Metazoa; Chordata; Actinopteri; Spariformes; Sparidae. The transcript has 9 exons. Bases 68 to 1510 code for a protein of 480 amino acids. Gene Ontology annotation, biological process: positive regulation of Notch signaling pathway.